AUGCUAUGCGACGUGCCGCCCAACCAGCACCAGCCCCCGGCACCUGCAAUCCUGCAGGGCGACUGCAGCCCAACCAAAUGGCGUCGAGAUGCCGUGCACGAGCCCGCCAUUGGCAAGGCGCUGCAGCCCGGACACGACGGCAAACGCCGGCAGGGCGCAGGCGACGUGCGAUCGCCGGCGGUGCGCCGCGCCGCCGUGCACGGCGACCAAGGGGCUACGCCUCAGCUCACUGUGCCGGCCAUGCGUGGCGCUGCUGUGGGUGACGCGCCGGCCACGCCGCAGGAGUGUGCCACAAUGAUUGAGGCGGUCGAGGCGGCGGUGAUCAGUGCGGCCGCUGCAGAGGCCGCAGCGACACCAGUCUCAGGCCCGGCAGCCGCACCCAACCUGCAUGCGUGGAUGCAAAGCGCUGGUGCACAGGCCGGCCCUGCGCCAACGCCAGCGCGGCAUGAGCUCGCUGGGCUGAUCGAUGCGGCUGCAGAGGGCAGGCAGCUGCGCAAGGAGAUUGAGCUGUUGAGGGAGGCAGAGCUGGACAUUGCAGCGAGGGAGGCAGACGAGGCUGCGCGCACCUUCAGCAUGCUGGAGGAGGAGAACCUGGGAUUGUCGGCGGCCAACGAGGAGCUUCAACGCAUGCUGGAGGAGGCCCAGGCACGCGCAGACGCGGCCAGGACAGCUGCGGUGCAGGCCGAGGCUGAGGCAGCAGCUGUGAAGCAGCGGCUUGAGGAGCAGCUGCGGCGCCAGCAGCAGCAGCAGCAGCUGCAGCAGCAACAGCAGCAGCAGCAGCUGCAGCAGCAACAGCAGCAGCAGCAGCAGCAACAGCAGCAGCUGCCAAUCAGAGCUCCCGGCGUGUGCCCGUCCAAUGCGGCCGAGGAGGAGCCUCUUGAGAGCAGCAUGCGGCGGCUCCUUGAGCGGGCGGCGGCGGCGCGGCGCCAAUCCGAUGCGUGGCAGGCGGAGCAGGUGGAGGCGUUCCGUGCGUUGGAGGCGGCGGAGCACCACCUGCAGCACGUGGAGGCGACAGUGGGCCCCGUAGUGCAGCAGGUCGGCCGUGGUCAGGCGGCUGUGUCGUCCUGUGCGGCAGUGGGCAGUGCUCAUGCGGCCGCAGCGCCGUUGCUGGUGGAGGCGCAGGCGGCAGUGCAGGCGGCAGCGGUGGCGGCGAGCGACGUGUCGGAGCGGCUGCGCGGGGUGCUGGCGGAGCGCGAUGCGCUGCAGGGCGAGCUGCGCGCGCUGCAGCGGCGCGCAGAGGCGGCGCCGCUGGCACGGCGUGACGAGCGCCUGCUGGCACAGCUCAAGGAGUCGCGCGCCUCGCUCCGUGACGAGCGUGCGGCGCGUGCAACAGUCACCGACGCGCUGCUGGGCCAUGCGGGCCGCUUGCGCCGCAAGUACCGCCACCUUGAGGGGCGGUACGACGACCUUGUGGCGCAGUACACUCAGAUGCAUGCUGCCAACGACGCGUUGUCAGGCCAGCUGCGCGAGGCGCACGAGGUGCUGUACCGCCUGCAGGCCGCCAGCCACCGCGCCCUGGAGGCCACGCCUCCGGGCGCCGGCGCGCGGCGGCGUGAGGCCGAGAAGAUGCUUCGGCAGCUGCAGGAUGCCCACGAGGUGCGGCUGGCGGCAGGGUAG
Molecule: messenger RNA, 1617 nt
Organism: Monoraphidium neglectum
Lineage: Eukaryota; Viridiplantae; Chlorophyta; Chlorophyceae; Sphaeropleales; Selenastraceae
Exons: 8
Coding region: 1-1617 (538 amino acids)
Source: RefSeq, a predicted model, not a curated record